GGUAAAGGUUUCAGUGACAAUUCCAGCCUUGUGAAACACCAGAGGACUCACACAGGAGAGAAACCCUUUGAAUGUCUUUAUUGUGGUAAAGGUUUCAGUAAGAAUUCCAGCCUGGUAACACAUCAGAGGACUCACACAGGAGAGAAACCCUUUGAAUGUCCUGAUUGUGGUAAAGGUUUCAGUAACAGUUCCAGCCUGGUAAGACAUCAGAGGACUCACACAGGAGAGAAACCUUUUGAAUGUCCUUAUUGUGGUAAAGGUUUCAGUGACAAUUCCAGCCUUGUGAAACACCAGAGGACUCACACAGGAGAGAAACCCUUUGAAUGUCUUUAUUGUGGUAAAGGUUUCAGUGAGAAUUCCAGCCUGGUAACACAUCAGAGGACUCACACAGGAGAGAAACCCUUUGAAUGUCCUGAUUGUGGUAAAGGUUUCAGUAACAGUUCCAGCCUGGUAAGACAUCAGAGGACUCACACCAGAGAGAAACCUUUUGAAUGUCCUGUUUGUGGUAAAGGUUUCAGUAACAGUUCCAGCCUGGUGACACACCAGAGGAUUCACACAGGAGAGAAACCCUUUGAAUGUCUUUAUUGUGGUAAAGAUUUCAGUAACAGUUUCAGCCUGACGAGACACCAGAGGACUCACACAGGAGAGAAACCCUUUGAAUGUCCUGAUUGUGGUAAAGGUUUCAGUGACAAUUCCAGCCUUGUGAAACACCAGAGGACUCACACAGGAGAGAAACCCUUUGGAUGUCGUUAUUGUGGUAAAGUUUUCAGUGACAAUUCCAACCUGGUAAAACACCAGAGGACUCACACAGGAGAGAAACCUUUUGAAUGUCCUGUUUGUGGUAAAGGUUUCAGUAAUAAUUCCGACCUGGUAAUACACCAGAGGACUCACACAGGCGAGAAACCCUUUGAAUGUCCUGAUUGUGGUAAAGGUUUCAGUGGCAAUUCCAGCCUUGUGAAACACCAGAGGACUCACACAGGAGAGAAACCCUUUGAAUGUCCUGUUUGUGGUAAAGGUUUCAGUAUCAGUUCCAGCCUUGUGAAACACCAGAGGACUCACACAGGAGAGAAACCCUUUGAAUGUCCUUAUUGUGGUAAAGGUUUCAGUGACAAUUCCAGCCUUGUGAAACACCAGAGGACUCACACAGGAGAGAAACCCUUUGAAUGUCUUUAUUGUGGUAAAGGUUUCAGUUAUAAUUCCGACCUGGUAACACACCAGAGGACUCACACAGGCGAGAAACCCUUUGAAUGUCCUGAUUGUGGUAAAGGUUUCAGUAAGAAUUGCAGCCUGGUAAGACAUCAGAGGACUCACACAGGAGAGAAACCCUUUGAAUGUCCUGAUUGUGGUAAAGGUUUCAGUAACAGUUCCAGCGUGACGAGACACCAGAGGAUUCACACAGGAGAGAAACCCUUUGAAUGUCCUUAUUGUGGUAAAGGUUUCAGUAAUAAUUCCAACCUGGUAACACACCAGAGGACUCACACAGGCGAGAAA
Messenger RNA from Protobothrops mucrosquamatus (brown spotted pit viper), 1491 nucleotides. RefSeq names its product zinc finger protein 84-like. The record is from RefSeq and is a predicted model, not a curated record. Lineage: Eukaryota; Metazoa; Chordata; Lepidosauria; Squamata; Viperidae. Gene Ontology annotation, biological process: negative regulation of transcription by RNA polymerase II; regulation of cytokine production; regulation of immune system process. The annotation marks the transcript as partial. The transcript has a single exon.